CGGUCUGCGCGCCGGCGCGUGCGUCGAUUUCGUCGCGGAAAUCGGUUAAAUUUUAUUCCGGAAUUCCGUUUUUUUUGACCUUUUUUUUUCUCAUGUGGUGUUGAGUGGCUGUGUUAGUAGAUACGUAUGUGUGAUGUGUAUAGUGUUUCUUUCCUAAAUUUGAAUAUAAUUGGAUAUUCAAACCUUUGAUCGUAUGUUCCACCUUAAAUGGUGACUUUUAAGUACAUCCCAUACUUCGGUUCCACAAAUAAACAUCAAUGCCGUUACUUCAAAAAACAUUGCCCUCGACAAACGAACGAAUAAUUCCUCAAAAUUAGUCAGAUCAAGUUCCUAAUAGUUUAGUCUAGUAUAAAAUGUACAAUUCCAAUGAAUUCUUGCAUAGCGCUGGCGUCAGCCGGCACAUGCAAGCGACGGGGGAGACCCCUUCGCAGAAAACUAGCAUGAAACGAAGAUCAUGCGAAGUCCCUCUAGGAGACAUUUCGUCAAACAAUUUCAAAGUAUCCUUAGGAGACCUUAGUUCAAGUGAAGGCCCAAGCUACGAUUGCCGAUCACUUCGUUCGGUAAAAUCCGAAGAUGCCCGAUCGGUUCGGAGCUACCGACCAAUAGACAGUCGUAGUUACAAGAAUUUUCGGUCGUCAUUGGCUGAUAUUUCUGGAUACUCGUUAUCUAGACCUCCUAGCUAUGAUCAGCUGUCCCGUAGGUCUUUUGUGGAAGGUCCUGAGGGUCAGGGUAUCACGUCGAGCAUCGAAGGCGUGCUGUGGUCUGAUGAAGAGGAGACAGAAUACUUCUACCAUGAGAACAUUACUUCGGCUUGGAAUGAAGACUUGGCGGCGAUACGUCAACUGCUGGAGAGCGAGACGGGAGGCACCACCUGUCCCAGCUGUAACAUGCCCUUUGACAAGGGCAAGAAGAGGAAACUGAUCGACACUUGCGGGCAUGAGCGAUGCUACUCGUGCAUGUUCAGGAACGAGGCUUGUCCGACGUGCGCGAGGAAUAACCAGGCCCAGCGGCGGCCGGUCAUGGAGAGGUACACUCCCUCGCCGCAGCGGCAGGAGCCCGACUGGCAGGCGCCACACCGCCUGCCCAAGCCACCGAAGCAACCCUCCAACCUAGCACAGAGCUGCCCCACACCACCGCACACCAGGAGAAGAUUCUUCCUGAGCCCCAAAUCGCUCCGCAGUCCCUUCGGGCAGCGCGCGCGCCACUCGCACGACAACCACGUGCCCCUUUCCGGCUUGCCGGAGGAAGGGCCUCGGAAUGCGGCGUGGCACAGCUUGGUGUUCAAUAAGAUCAGGUCGCUGUGGUCCACGCACUCCUCAGUGCCCCAAGGACUCAACCAACUGACAGAUGACGAAGGAGGUCACAUCAAACAGACUGGUUACGAGUCCAGAAGGCAGAAUGACCUGUACAUGCGUUUGGGACUACUUCUGGGCGAGAGAAGAGGAGCGAGGAACAAGGCUAGAGAUAGCUGUACUUCUCUCGCUUCUCUCGAUGCACAUACGCUGGCGUCACAUAAUACCAGUCCUGUAUCAACCCUCACUGGUUCUUCAGAGGUGGAAGUAGCGACGCCAUUGGGCCGCGACUCCUUGGGCUCUCUGGCGUCCAUGUCAUUAUCAGCAGCCAGCAACUGUUCCUCAUCCAGUCCUGGCAGCAGACGGCAUUCUGUUAACACUCUCCAAAGCGGCAGAUCAGAUGAGCUGACGCGAAUGUCCAGUGGAUUCUUCAAAACACGGAAGACAGCAGCGAGACGAUCAGCCAGGGUCAACAGCAAGCAAUCAUCGACAUCAUCAGAAAUCAAAAAAGUUCAUCCAUCACCCCAGCUGACGUUACGACCACUAUUCUUCGAGGUACCUUCAACAGACAACCAGACGUUCUUCUCAGGAAGACAAUGGCUUAUGAGGGAUAUGGAGAAAGCUCUUGAUUCUAGUGCCUCAGGUAUCAUAGUAUCUGGUUGUCCAGGCACUGGAAAGACGGCACUAAUACUUCAGCUAGUAGAAUACUCCUGCUUUGGUAGAAAAAGGAACUGCGAGUAUGAAGAGCUACGAGAACAAUCAGACAUCAGGGAGAUGCUUCCAGAGGAGCUCACUAUUGGCAUGUUCACCCACCUGGCUUCACAUGUAGUCGCUUAUCAUUUUUGUCAGGCUGAUAACAACAGUACCUGCCUCGUCGGUGAAUUCGUCCAUUCUCUAGCAGCACAACUCUGCCAAGCUCCUAGGCUACAAGCCUACAGAGAAUAUCUCCUUAGCGAGCCUCAUCUACUCGCUUGUCUGUCUCUGAAAGAAUGCAUCGCAGACCCAGACUUAGCCUUCAUGAGAGGUAUAAUUGAACCUCUCAUAAUCCUGAGGAGGAAUGGAAGUAUAGACUCCUCAAAUAGCAUCAUCCUCGUAGAUGGUCUUUGUGAAGCUGAAUAUCACAGACCAGAUCAUGGAUACACCAUCGCCUCGUUCCUAGCAAGACAUGUACCAGAAAUGCCGACGUGGCUCAAAGUAGUUGCUACUGUAAGGACACAAUUUUUGGAGCUGUCGAAGCAGUUGCCGUACACCAGGCUCAGUCUGGAUGAGUCAGACAAUGUCAACAAAGAUCUCCUGGAGUAUUUCAACACAAGACUACAAGCUGCUCCUAUCAUAGAAACAAAUAUCAAGUGUUCAACUGGAAAGUCUGAAGGAGUCCACAAUUCCGUGAUGAAGUUCGCUCAAUAUGUUCUCCACUUAAGCCAAGGCUCGUUUUUGUUCCUAAAAUUAAUUCUAGACCUACUUGAAAGGAGUCAUAUUGUUGUAAAAUCCACGAAUUACAAAGUAGUACCAAUAUCAUUGGCCCAAAUAUUCUUGUUGCAAUUCAAUCUGCGGUUCCCUACGGUACAGUCAUUUGAGAAAGUCACGCAUAUCCUAAGUGUGUGUCUUGCAGCAUUAUACCCUCUAACUUUGGUAGAAAUAUACUAUUCAGUGAAUUCAUUGCUGGUCAAUACGUUCCUUCCUUGGGAUGAGUUCUGCCACAGAUUCGAAUCCUUGACAGACUUUCUGGUGAAAAGGAUCGACAACACAUACAUGUUCUUCCACCCUUCAUUCAGGGAAUGGUUGAUAAGAAGAGAUGAUAAUGAAAGUCCAAAAUUCCUCUGUGAUUUGAGAGCUGGACAUUGUGGUAUUGCAUUCAGGCUUUCUAGGGUACAAGCACCAUUAGACUCGGAAAAGUCAAUGGAGCUAGGACAUCACAUCUUAAAAGCACACAUGUACAGAAAUAUGGGUCCAGCGCAACUAGGUUUAUGUCCAAGAGAUUUGCAAGCAAUGUUGGUGGCAACAAGUUCGGCCAAUGUUGGUGAAGCGAUUGCCAAUUUGAGGAAUAUUUAUACUCCAAAUGUAAAGGUAUCUCGGCUGAUGCUCUUAGCUGGAGGUUCUCCCAACCAGAUCACGGAAUGUCUUGGUAGCGCUCCAUUACUAUGCAUGUAUGCGUAUCAAGGAAUAUUGGCCAUGGUUGGGCUGUUGAUAGAAUUUGGAGCUGACAUGGAAAUGACAAACUCACAAGGUUGUACAGCUUUAUCUUUGGCGUGUCAGAGAGGACACACUGAUGUUGCGAGGAGACUUAUAGCUGCAGGUGCAUCACUUAGUCAUACAGACACUGCAGAACAGACUCCUCUAGUCCACGCAGCGAAGAAUGGCCACAGGGAUACAGUAAUUUACCUACUAGGUUGUCAAACAGGCAACGAUAGAAAUUCCUUAGACAUAGAUGAUGGCAGCAUUGAGCAACUAGUGCCAGGAUCACGACACGCUUUGAUAGCAGCUGCCCAGAAUGGACAUUUAGAUAUUGUGGAAUACCUUCUCGAUACUGCUGAAUUAAUUCCUGACGGUAUAUGCCCAGUCACAGGAGAAACAGCUCUCACUGCAGCCUGUUCAUCAGGCAACGCUGCCAUAGCAGACGCUCUCCUCAUCAGAGGAGCUACACCAUACUCCCUAAACGCUCGGCAACUAUCUCCACUGGCACUUGCAGCCAAGAAUGGCAGAACCGCUUUAGUACUAAGACUCUUAGAUUCAGGAGCUGAUGUGAUGGGUUCUGGUGGAAAGAUUCCCUUGAUAUUAGCAGCAGCUGAAGGUCACGCUGACGUCGUUGAGAUAUUAUUAAAUCAAGGUGCUGACCCAGACGCUGUGGAUGGUGAUGGAAUAUCAGCUCUUGGCUGGGCGUGUCUAAGAUCCAGAUUGCCUACAAUGAUAGUGUUACUUGACAAAGGAGCUACCAUAGAUCAACCUGACGGUAGCGGUCGUACGCCUCUGGGUUUAGCCUGCGGUGGACCAUCAGAUCUCGUCGACAUCCUGCUGGAAAGAGGAGCCUCGUUGGAAAGAGUUGACCACAGUGGCCUCAGGCCACUCGACAGAGCUAUUGGACAACGGAAUGUUCCCGUCGUCAAUUGUUUCCUGAGAAAAGGCGCUAAACUCGGUCCAACCACAUGGGUUAUGGCUUCAGGCAAACCAGAAUUCAUGCUAAUACUGCUAAACAAGUUAUUAGAAGACGGCAACAUGCUGUACCGUAAGAACCGACCUUCCGAAGCAGCUCACCGUUACCAGUACGCGCUGAAGAAGAUCAAUCCACUGAUCAGUGACGAAGGGCUGACAACUCCCACCACUCAGCCAGUGCCACAUGAGCACGUGUCAGCGUUUGUGCAGUUGAAGACGAACUUGCUGCUGAAUUUAUCACGAUGCAAGAGGAAAUUGAAUGAACCUUCAGAAGCGUUAGACCUAGCGGCACGCGCCUCUGGCUUGCGUCCCAACGCCUUUGAGUGUGCCUACGCCAUGGCCCGCGCCAUCCUCGCCCUCAACAAGCCCUCAGAAGCUCUUCCCCACGCCAGAAGAGCACUACUUCUCGCUCCAACCACCGAUCUCUCCGCCAUGCGAACAUUAAAAGCGCUUCAACAAGAAAUUUUAACAAGGAUCAAUACUGGGUCCCAUAGUCUUAACGGUGAUACUCGAUCCAUGAGGAAUUUUGACACAAUCAGCCUUAAUAUGCCAUAAUGAAAUUCAAAAUGUGUAUCAAUAUACAAAGUGUUAUGUACAAAAAUAGAUAGAACAUGGUUUUGUUAGAUUUUUGAUAUGUAAAGUGACCUGGCUUUUGACGCUGUUUUUAAUUUAUAAUUAAUAUUUCUGCAUUGAUAUAUUUCACGUAAUAAUUCUUUGAAUCGAAUUAUUAUGCUUGUAAAUACUAUCUAUGGAAACGAACGAUCGAACUCUUUAAAAUGGAGUGUCUUUAUAAAAGUCGUCAUUGAGAAAAAGGGACAGAGCAUCUUCUGUAUACCUCUAUCCCUUUUUUUCGCUGGUUUAGUGAUGACUUAUCACUCCAGUUAUUAUUGUAUCUGUAUAAAAGAAUGGAGUUACUUGAUUAUUUUACAACUUUUACUUUAAUUGUAAAUGUUUUGUUGCAGUUUUUUUUCUAUUGUUAUUCAUAUUAGCAAUAAAAUAGUGCUUACAUUCUACUUUAAAACAUUUUAUUAAACUUAUAAUGUUCAUCUUAUAUCAACAAACUUUAUAAAUUAUAUAGAUUUUUUGCGAUAUGUACCGCCUUAUUCAGAGACAUUUAAUGGUUACUUAACCCAGUCCUUAGUAAUUGUUUUCUAUACAAAAUCGUUACUAAGGAAUAGUUUUAGUAAUCAUUAAAUGACUCUGAGGACGGCAGGUAAAGUUCAUUGAAUUUGAUUUGACUUUUUUAUAUACGUAACUUUAAUGUGGUUGUCUUUUGAGUUUAGAGCUUUAAAUACCUAUCUAUUUGUAUAAAAUAUGCAUGAUAUUUCGUAUUUAAAAUAUAGACAGGCUAUUUUAUACGUAAUACCAACAAGUUUAGAGUUCAAAAUUGAUUGGAUUAGUCCUUCUUAUACUUGAUUUUUCAUUAUGUAGAUAUUGUUCUUUUUUUUAAAUGACAUGUUUUUUUUACUAUGUAAUGGUAAUACAUGUAAAUAUUGUAAUUCAUCCUAUUACGGUAUAAGUACUGACAAUGUACAGCGUCUUGGAAUAUGAAAAAAUAUAGUUAUAACCUCGAAUAAUAUAAUCGUUUAAAAAUAUCAAUUGCUUGCCAUGUUUUUUUUUACUAAACUAUUUAGGGAUGGUUCAUAUCUGACGGAACAUGCGUCGCGUAUCAUCGGUCGCGUAACGCCAGAACAGACAAAUGUAUAGGAAAACAAUAGGAAUGAUGACUGGGUUAAAAAUAAAAAAAUAUUACAACUUUUCAAUACAAUAAAAUAUUGAAAAAUAAUCACACUCUCAUUCAUAAAUUUUAUGAAUUAUCUACUUAAUUUUCGAUUUUUUGUAGCUAAAUUUCUAGAAAUAAGUCUGCUAUUUGACGUCAAAAACUAAUGACGUCAUAAUAGAGUAUUUCAUACAAAGUUCAUAGAAAAUAUCGUUUUUCACGAUUCGAAAAAAGUAUUGAAUUUGACACACUCAACUGAUGAUACGUCAGUACGACCGAUGAUACGCUCGACGUAUUUUACGUCAAAUAUGAACCGACUCUUAAUGUUUUUUUUUUUUAAUAUCGGUGCCUAGAAUUUUUUGGAAUUUUGCAAUCUUCUUUUUUUUUAAUUUGUUAUUUUUUAAUCUAUUUUAACAUUUGAGUGAAACUCAUGUGCCCUUUUUCUUGCUUAUUAAUAAUUAUCUUAAUUAAUUAUAAUUUAUUAAAAAUUUUUAGAGUGAAUUUAAAGUAUGAGAAAAAAAAAUGAUAUGAUGAAAAUAUGUAGUGGAUUUGUUUGUUUGUGUUGAAUGUAUCUAUAUAAAAAGAGUGAUGUACGUUAUAAUUUAGUAGUUUUUAUAAAUAAUUUUAUUUAUUAUUCUUUUUUGAAUUCUUAAAAGUGCAUAGCCGAAAUAUUAGCGAGUGAAAAUCAAAAUAUAUGUUAAUCAAAAAAUUUUAAAAUAAGUUUAUACGAAAAAAAAUCUAAAUAUUUAUGGAGUAAUUAAAACGAUUUUUUUAAAUGAAAUUUGUGAAAUGUAAUCUGGCCAAAAUUAUAUACAUUUGUAUGAAGACUGAGGACAACAUAUUGGUGGAAAAUGUUUAAGUAACAGAUACUUAUAGCUAUGAUAUAGUAUUGUAAGAAAUAUAUUAAGUACAAUAGUUACUCAGGCAGUACAUAUUAUGAUUGUAUUAAAUAUCUUUUUCAUAUGGCUUCAA
Molecule: messenger RNA, 7134 nt
Organism: Spodoptera frugiperda (fall armyworm)
Lineage: Eukaryota; Metazoa; Arthropoda; Insecta; Lepidoptera; Noctuidae
Gene: rols
Product: protein TANC2
Exons: 20
Coding region: 354-4997 (1547 amino acids)
Molecular function (GO): protein binding
Source: RefSeq, a predicted model, not a curated record